Molecule: messenger RNA, 3404 nt
Organism: Chlamydomonas reinhardtii
Lineage: Eukaryota; Viridiplantae; Chlorophyta; Chlorophyceae; Chlamydomonadales; Chlamydomonadaceae
Exons: 6
Coding region: 245-2479 (744 amino acids)
Molecular function (GO): phosphoprotein phosphatase activity
Source: RefSeq, a predicted model, not a curated record
CCAGGCCGUGCCUAUAAGGAGCGAGGCGCUUUGUGAGAGGAAGGGUUGUUUGUGUUCAUUAGCCCCUGCGAUGGGCCACGGGAAGGGCUCCCCCGCGCACACAAGCAAAGAUGGCUUACAUCCUCAGUCGUCAACCAGAUGCACCAGCGGAGCGUGCCUUCCAAACAGUGCCCUCGAGGCCGGAUGCGCCGAUGGCAACGCGCAGCGUGCACCUGCGGCGCCGCACGCAUCAGCUUGCGUAACCAUGAUGCCCUACGGAUCAUCGUCAGGAUCUGACGUUUUGGCAGAGGCGACACCCCCCGUCUGCCGCACGGAGGUGGCCUCGCCAGGGCCACCCGCCCCAGGCGGCGCAGGCAACAGCGCAGCGCAGGACGCAGACUGCGGGGGAAGCUGUGGGACCGAGGAGGAGAUUAAGGGGGAGGCGGACUGCGCCUCGGCGGACCUGACGCAAGAUGACACGACGACCAGCAGCACCACCGCCACAGAUGCCACGUCCGCCGACGGCAGCCUCUCUGAGAGCGAGCCUCUCACACCCACAACACCACUGCAGCUCUCGGUGCCGCUGCUGCCGCCUGCAGAAGACCCCAACCGCAUGACGCUCGUGCUGGACCUAGACGGGACGCUCAUUGCCAGCGAGGACGAGCCGCACGCGCCGGUGCCGUUCGACUAUUGCGUGGACGAGGAGCGGUUCGUUUGGCUGCGCCCCGGGCUGAGGCGCUUCCUGGAGUCCGUGCGCCCCAUGUUCGAGGUCGUACUGUUCACGGCGGCAGGCGAGAGCUGGGCGACUUGCGCGAUGCAGCGCAUUGACCCGGACGGCCGCAUCUUUGAUACCAGGCUGUACCGCGACCACACCGUGUCGCACGACGACUGGCCCUGGGUGAAGGACCUGUCCCGCCUGGGCCGCGACCUCGCGCGCGUGGUGAUCGUGGACGACAACCCGCUCAUGUUCAUGUACCAGCCCGACAACGCGCUGCACGUGGCGCCGUACGACCCACAGGUGACGGGCCACCGCGACGACGUGCUGGAGCAGGUGUUGGACGUGCUCAUGCACAAGGUGCUUCCGGCAGACGACGUGCGCGAGGUGCUGAAGCACAUGAAGGACCCCAUCUCGCCCUCCUGCGUCUCGUCCCGCCGGCACGUGGCGGCCAAGGCGACGCCGGGCGCAUCCGGCAUGGCCGCCCUUAAGUCCUUCCUGCGCAUGAACCAGGCCGUGGGCAGCAGCUCUACCGGCUGCAGCAGCAGUAGCACCCAGCAGGCUGCUGGGGCCUCCUCUCGCCACCGCGGCGGCGCCAGCCAGGGCGAGUCAGCGGCGCCGCGAGGCGCCGAGUGGCAAACCGGUACCGGACCUGCCGGGCAGCCAGGGAGCAGCCGCCGCGGCCGUCGGUCGCGGCGCGGUGGCAAGGAUGGUCAGGCCCAAAGCCAACAGCUGCCGCAACAUCAGCAAUCGCUGUCAUUGGGGAUGCAAGCGCAAGACCAAGGGCAGCAAGCCGCAGCUGGCGGCAGAGGCGGUCGGCGCAAGCGCCGGUCUCGGUCGCAGAGGCAGGCGGCCAAGGUCGACGACACAGCCGCCGCUGCGCAAGCGCUGGCGGCGCAGUCGCAGACGCAUAAGCAGGCGCAGAACGCCAGCCGCCGUGCUGUUGCGGUCGCGCAAAAGACGGCCAGCACCGCGCUGCAGCAACCCGACAAACAGCUGCACCUCAAGCUGCGGCUGCUGCAGCUGCAGCGCGAGCAGGAGGCGGAGGAGGCGAGCGUCGAGCUGCCCGGCGCCGACGCAGCGGCGCCAUGCGCCGGCGGAGCAGGCGCAGCGGCCCUCGCCUCUGCGCCCCUUGGCGUGCGUGUCUGCGCGGCACUGGCGGCCAUUGCCAAGGACGAGGACGAGGACAACGUGCUGGAGGGCACCAUUCGCGGCGGCCGCACGGUCGUUGGCCGCGUGCCGGUGGUCCAAGGACCGGCGGUGUCAUCUGAGCCCAACGGCGCGGUAGCGGAGCCGCAGCAGGAGGCCACGGCGCCAGCACCGCAGGCGGCACGGCAGGCGCGGCAGCCGCCCAUGGCCACGCCGCUGCCGAUGCCGUCGGCGUGGGGCCGCCCACCGCACCGGCCGUGGGGCGUGGCGCCUUCCGCAGCGCCCUCCGCGGCCGGGUCGCCGGAGCGAUCCACGGCGCUUUCAAGCUCCGUUGGUGGUGCGCCGAUUUCGGGAGCGGCUGCGCCGGGCUCGGCAUUGCCGCUCAACUACGCCGCGGUCGUCAGUGCUGGCCGGUCGACUGGCCACAGCGCUCAGGUCUCGGUGCAGGCUGCGGUAUGCACAACAUCGGUGCGCGCUUGUUCAGCAAUGGAUGCGCCAGCUGGGGUUGAUUCCUCUGCAGGGUGCGACGAGGUCAGCAGCCUCCGUCGUCGGAGCCGCGGGCGGCGCGGGCGGCGAGGCCGGAAGACGCCUGCUGGUGCGGACUCCGCGGAGGCAGCAGAGCAGCUUAGCGCGUAGUACUCAUGGCUUCUUUCCAGCAGGUGUUUGCGUGUGGUAGUGUGAUCACCAGCAGCUAGGUGUUGAGUUGGGUAUUUAUGCUAGGUAGGGUAUUUUGAAUCGUGUCAUGGCUCAUUACUAAAGCAGCCGUGCCGCCCCUUAUCGCUUGUAUUCCUGUUCAUACAUCCUUACGGCAGUCAUCUUGAUCUGCACCCCUACGUGACGUGUACGCUACCGAUUACUUGGCUCUCACCCGUGCUCAUCGAUGACAAGGGAAGCACCAUCCGCAGUGUAGGCCUAGUACGGCGAGCCUUAAGCGUAGCUUGCCGGGUAGGUAGCUAAUUGACCCGAACAACUACCGGCAUGGAGUAUGUGCGGUCCCCCUGUGAAGGAGUCAAAGGAGUGUGUGGCAGUGAAGUGCCAAAGGGCAAAGCCCGCCAAGCCUGUUUGGCGUCGCUACAUGCAGAUGACAAGCAUUGUUGCGUGCGGGAUUGCGGUAUGGAUGGACAGGCUGUAGUGAGAGUGAGAUGCGUACCGUACAGAGGAGAUGGAGGAGUAGAGAGUGCUAUAGCCAGUGCUACAUGCGUUAUUGGAGGUUCUCAUAUGGAGCGGUGAGGUGUUGGCGUGAUUGCAUAUGUAAUCCGCGGGCAGGGGCACCCCUGAUCGCGGGGAUUCACUAAGAAUUGGAGUGUUUCAGACGGGAGAGAGGGUCAUGUCGUGGCGCAGGAUCAAAGUUAGACCCAUUCAAUAGGCCAGAUGAACAGGUUGCAAAACGGAAGGCUGAUCAGGCACAUGGGAGGCCCGCCGUGGAGGCCCACGUGUUUCAAGUAAUGCGGUUGGUUUGGAGCUUGCCCUUAUUCCUUCAUGGCCAUGACAGGCCAGGCCCAGGCGAAGGUGCAGACUGUCAUUGGCAGAAGCGACGCCCUGUCUGUAAAAUGUGGCCUUA